Molecule: messenger RNA, 837 nt
Organism: Puntigrus tetrazona (Sumatra barb)
Lineage: Eukaryota; Metazoa; Chordata; Actinopteri; Cypriniformes; Cyprinidae
Gene: them6
Product: thioesterase superfamily member 6
Exons: 3
Coding region: 90-707 (205 amino acids)
Source: RefSeq, a predicted model, not a curated record
GCGUGACGUCGUAUUUAGGGGGCGUGUCAUCGCUCGCCGGAAUGCCGGACGCGCAGACGUGAAACGGCAACUGGGAACACAGCGUGGACAUGGAGGACACUCUGCUGUGGAUCGCGGGUGUGUUGUUACUCCUGUUCUGCAGUCUGGAUGUGUGGUAUUACAUACGGGCAGUGCUUGCGCUGAUCCGGGCCUGGUUCCUCUCACCCGUAUUCGACAUCACAGCAGAGCAGACCUCUAGCGGACGAGUUGUUCUCCAUGACGUCGACCUUUGCCACAUGAACAAUGCCCGCUACCUGCGCGAGUGUGACUUUGCCCGCUUCUCUCUGUAUACCCGCAACGGCGUGUUCAAGGGCUUAAGAGCUGUAGGGGCCACCAUGGUCGUCGGGGCAACUACCAUCCGCUACAGGCGGCCGCUGUGCGUCGGUGAGUCGUUCGAGAUCCGCAGCCGAAUCGUUACCUGGGACGAGAAGUCGUUUUACCUGGAGCAGAGGUUUGUGUCUCGCAAAGAUGGGAUGGUGUCGGCUGUAAUGUUCUGCAAACAGAAUGUCCUGCGCAGCAGUCCGGACAAGAUCCUGCAAUACCUGUGCAAGAGAAAGGUUGAAGUGCCCGAAGUUCCCGAAGACCUGCAGCACUGGAUCAAUUUCAUCUCAGCCAGCAGUAAAGCCCUCAGGGGGGAAAGUCAGCUCGAUGAUAAAAAGAACGAAUGACGGCUCACUGCCUUAAAUGAACUCUCAAACACCGGUUCACAAACACAUUUUGAUGCACAUACAUUAAUGUCUCAGAUGUUUGGACGCUCCGAUGCAAAAAUAAAACUGUGAGUUCUGCUAGAAUCUAAAA